This is a messenger RNA of Rhipicephalus sanguineus (brown dog tick), 1233 nucleotides long. Its product is annotated as homeobox protein slou-like. Lineage: Eukaryota; Metazoa; Arthropoda; Arachnida; Ixodida; Ixodidae. The record is from RefSeq and is a predicted model, not a curated record. The transcript is spliced from 2 exons. Bases 9 to 1100 code for a protein of 363 amino acids.
CAAGCGCUAUGCCUCGCUCGCAGGAACUCCGGACCAACACAAUGCAUUUCGCUGCCGUGUUCGGGGUUGUCGCCUUCGCUAUGGCCGUGCAUGCAGUACCGUCAGGCAGGACAUUCGGUUCAUCGCAGCAUCCGGAACACAACGUCCAUGCGCACAACCACGAAGCUCAUCAGCACAGUACUGUCAUCCAUGGGCAGCAGGUUCUAGUUGAGGACGACUCUUCGGUCUCUGUUCUCGUCUGUCAAGUCGUCAAGGUUCCCGUUGUCCAGCCUGGUACGCGGCCAGCCCCCACAGUUCCAGCCGCUCCCGCAGUAGGCGCCGGCUCACCAUCCAUCGUGGGGUCUUCUCAGGAGGCCCUGUCCAACCUCACUACCCGCGUCAGGACUGCCGUGGACAGCCUCGUCGAACCUGUUGUUGCAGCCUUGCAGAACGCCUCGCUGUGGCUCAACCGUACGUCGCAGGAGCAUCUGCACCAGCAACACGACCACUGGGCUCAGCAUCAGCAUAGCGCCCAUAACCACCAGGCCCACCAGCACACUGCUCAUAAUCAUCACGCCCAUCAGCACAUGCAUGGCAGCCAGGUCAACCAGCACGCCACUCACGAGCAUCAACACCAGCAUAGCGGCCACACUAAUGUACACGCCCAUAACCACCAGGCUAACGCAGCUCACGCUCAUCAAACCCAGCAAGCGGUUCCCGGACAGGCUGUGCCGAUGACCGUUGUCUCCGUCCCUGUCAUGAUUCCUGCAGUACACGCCGGCUCGUUUCCUCUCGUGAACCUUUCCGCCGUCGUUCCUGCAGGCCUCGACGUGGCCUCACUGCAGUUUUCCAGUCCUGUCGGCAAUGCUACAUCGUCAGGAGACUCUCCCGCUGAACCUGUCACUUCUGCCACGGAGCCUGCAUCAACUCCUGCUCGUGUAAACAUCGCUGCUCGUACCGGCGACCUACCCACGACCAUCAACACAGACGCCCCUGUUACUCUGCUGUCGCACGGCUCCUCCUCUGCAGCUGUUUCUCACAAGUUCCGUGCCAGAGAUGUCGCUACACCCCCACCUAUUAUUCACAUACCUGUAUGUCCCGACUUCUGCUGCCGCCGGUAAUGUUCCUGCAUCGCCGAGGGUUUCGAUAGGCUACUGAUCGCACUGUCUGUAGGUUGCGGGGUGCUUCAUCUGAUCUUACUUUUCGAGCUAUUUCCAGGAGGAUACAUCCCUAUAUGUAUUCAUAUAGCGGACG